AUGACGUACAAGUACCGGCGCGGCGAGGGGCCCGUCCUCCACACCACCGACUGCUCGUUCUGCCUCGGCGAGUUCCACGACGGGGAGAACCUCCGUCUGCUCCCAAAAUGCAGCCAUGCGUUCCAUCAGCAAUGCAUCGACACUUGGCUCAAGUCGCACUCCAAUUGCCCACUCUGCCGCUCCAACAUCACCUUCGUCGCCGUCGAGGUGGCGCCGCAUGAGCCGGUGGGCUGUGCUCCAGGCGACGCCGACCGGAGCACUCAUCAGCAUCAGGUGGUUGUUGAGAUGGAUGAAUUGGAGAACAUGUGUGAAGAGCAGCAGGGUGCAGUGAGCAGUGGUGGCGUCAGCGUCAGAGCUGACUGCGACGAGCAGGAGGCCGAGGACAGCAGAGAAGGAACAGAGGAGGAGGAUGGCAAUGGCACGGCGGAGAUCAGAGAAGAAGGCAUGCCACCACCGAAGACGGGGUCCAACCUGCACCGUGAUAGCCGCAUGUCCAUCGCCGACGUGCUGCAGUCCACCAUGGAGGACGAGCUGAUCGCAACCAGGGAGAGCGGGCUCCUUGCUGGCGGCGCCGGCACGUCGAGGCGGUGCCGCGGGGAGAACGGCAGCAGCAGACGGGGCUGCAACCGGCGCACAUUGCAGGACGACACGGUGCCGCCGAUGAAGAGGUUGCCGCCCGGCGGCAGGUCGUGUUUCAACAGCAAGAGCGGCAGGGGAGUCGUCGAUUCGGACAAUCCAGUGCGAGGUGGCCAGCCGUGACGAUCCUGGACAAGUUUCCGUCCCGUUUCUGCGCAUGAUGGGACGCUAAUGAGGACCAUAUCAUUCAUCAUCAUAAUUCAGAGGCGGCGGCGUCCUGUGAUAAUGCUGAUUUCCCUUGGUUGCAUCAUGUGAUGCUACUGCCAAAUCGAUGCUUGGGUAACAUCUCUUGUGAUGAUAGUUCAGCACGCAUUGGAUCUUUUCAUUUUUUUGCACUUCCAAGUUCCAACUCAUGACAUAGUAGGUUCGUCUCCUCCACCACACAGUCCACUGUUCCAGUGGACAUGUUUUGCUGUGGGUGCAGUUACUGUAGUAACAGGCUCAAGUUUUCAACACCUUGAAUGAUCUUUUUCUCUUCACCUUUUGUGUGUGUUUAUGCCUUUGCAAAUUAGUUGUAAAAAGAGACGCGAGUGUGGAAUCCGAA
This is a messenger RNA of Hordeum vulgare subsp. vulgare (domesticated barley), 1180 nucleotides long. RefSeq names its product E3 ubiquitin-protein ligase Os04g0590900-like. Gene Ontology annotation, biological process: protein ubiquitination. The transcript has a single exon. The record is from RefSeq and is a predicted model, not a curated record. Bases 1 to 759 code for a protein of 252 amino acids. Lineage: Eukaryota; Viridiplantae; Streptophyta; Magnoliopsida; Poales; Poaceae. Gene Ontology annotation, molecular function: transferase activity.